AUGAGUGACAUCUACGACUCAGCGACCGACUCCCUGGGUCUCUUCAGCACCCCCUGUCUGACCAAAGUGGAACUGCGCCUCACCUGUAAAGGAAUCUCAGACCGAGACGCUCUGUCCAAACCCGACCCCUGCGUCGUCCUCAAGAUGAAGUCCCACGGACAGUGGAUGGAGGUGGACCGCACCGAGGUGAUGCGCAGCUGUGUGAACCCCACCUACUCCAAGGUCUUCACUCUGGACUUUUACUUUGAAGAGGUUCAGCGUCUCCGCUUCGAGUUGUUCGACAUCAACAGCAACUGCAACGGCCUGAAGGACGCCGACUUCCUGGGCUCAGUGGAGUGCACGCUGGGACAGAUCAUCUCUCAGAGGAAACUAUCUAAAGCUCUGCUCAGACCUGGAGGAACUGUGGGAAAAACCAUCAUCACGAUCUCAGCGGAGGAGCUGACGGGGAACGACGACUACAUCGAGCUCUCCUUCAGCGCCAGGAAACUGGAUGAUAAGGACUUCUUCACUAAGUCAGAUCCGUUCCUGGAGAUCUACAGACUGAAUGAUGAUGCAACUCUGCAACUUGUCUACAGAACUGAGACUGUGAUGAAUAAUCUCAACCCAGUGUGGAAAACCUUCAAAGUUUCCCUCAACUCACUCUGCAGUGGAGACCACGAACGCAAGCUGCAGUGCACCGUGUGGGACUGGGACACGAACGGGAAACACGACUACAUCGGAGAGUUCGAGGCGUCGUUCACAGAGAUGAGAGGAGCCAGCGAAGGGAGACAGGUGCAGUGGCCGUGUUUAAAUCCCAAAUACAGAGUGAAGAAGAAGAAUUAUAAGAACUCUGGGAUCGUGAUCCUGAACCAGUGCAAGAUCAUCAAGAUGCACUCGUUCCUGGAUUACAUCAUGGGAGGCUGUCAGAUCCAGUUUACAGUGGCCAUCGACUUCACGGCCUCUAACGGAGAUCCUCGGAACAGCUGCUCUCUUCACUACAUCCACCCGUACCAGCCCAACGAGUACCUGAAGGCCCUGGUGGCCGUGGGCGAGAUCUGCCAGGACUACGACAGUGACAAGAUGUUCCCGGCGUUCGGCUUCGGCGCUCAGAUCCCUCCGGACUUCAAGGUCUCCCACGACUUUGCGGUGAAUUUUAACAAGGACAACCCGGAGUGUGCAGGGAUCCAGGGCGUGGUGGAGGCCUACCAGGCCUGCCUCCCCAAGCUGCAGCUCUACGGUCCCACCAACAUCGCCCCCAUCAUCCAGAAGGUCGCCCACUCCGCCUCCCAGGAGGUCCACACCAAGGAGGCCAUGCAAUACUUCAUCCUGCUGAUCCUGACGGACGGCGUCAUCACGGACAUGGCCGACACGCGGGAGGCCAUCGUCCAGGCCUCACGCCUUCCCAUGUCCGUCAUCAUCGUCGGGGUCGGGAACGCCGACUUCAGCGACAUGCAGAUGCUGGACGGAGACGACGGGAUCCUGCGAUCUCCCAAAGGAGAACCCGUCCUGAGGGACAUCGUCCAGUUCGUUCCCUUUCGCAACUUCAAACAUGCGACUCCAGCUGCUCUGGCUAAGAGCGUUCUAGCAGAAGUGCCCCACCAGGUGGUGGACUACUACAACAGCAGGGGCAUCAAGCCCAAAGUGCCCAGCAAGUUCCAGUCUUCCAGGCCGUUCGGGCCCUGA
This is a messenger RNA of Limanda limanda (common dab), 1662 nucleotides long. It is a transcript of the gene cpne4a, whose product is annotated as copine IVa. Gene Ontology annotation, cellular component: plasma membrane. The transcript is spliced from 15 exons. Bases 1 to 1662 code for a protein of 553 amino acids. The record is from RefSeq and is a predicted model, not a curated record. Gene Ontology annotation, molecular function: calcium-dependent phospholipid binding. Gene Ontology annotation, biological process: cellular response to calcium ion. NCBI's taxonomy places the organism in Eukaryota, Metazoa, Chordata, Actinopteri, Pleuronectiformes, Pleuronectidae.